Messenger RNA from Rotaria socialis, 1953 nucleotides. NCBI's taxonomy places the organism in Eukaryota, Metazoa, Rotifera, Eurotatoria, Philodinida, Philodinidae. The record is from the annotation of a GenBank genome assembly.
AUGCUUCAACAACAUUCUCGUCUAUCAAACAGUGAUGAUGAUUCUGGUUGUGCUUUGGAAGAAUAUGCAUGGUGUCCUUCUGGUCUUAAAGCAGAACAGGUGCGACAAUUUUUCAAGUGUUUUCCUGAAGAUAAAGUUCCAUUUCUUAAUUCGAUUGGUGAAAAAUAUCGAACAAAAAUGCUUGAAGAGCAAUUACCUCCACAUGAUUCAGAUCCCAAAUAUUGUCGUACAUUAACAGAAGAUGAAAAAAAUGAAUUAAGAAUUUUUAAUGAACAACAACGGCAUAAUGCACUUGGUCGCGGUUCUGCUAGACAAUUACCUUUGACACAAUCUCCUAUGCCAUGUCGUGGAUGUCAAAAUUUAAUUGACUCAGGUUCGAUAUGUGUAUUCGCCGAACGAGCCGGUCGUACUGGUCUUUGGCAUCCACAAUGUUUUACUUGUAAACAAUGCAACGAAUUCCUUGUUAAUUUAAUAUAUUUUUACAAAGAUGGUCAACUUUAUUGUGGACGACAUCAUGCUGAAUUAUAUAAACCACGAUGUACAGGAUGUGACGAAAUCAUCUUCAGUGACGAAUGUACCGAAGCCGAAGGUUAUAGUUGGCAUAUGGAUCAUUUUUGUUGUUCAAAUUGUAAAAAACGUUUAGGUGGUGAACGUUAUGUUAUGCGCCAAAGUCAACCAUUUUGCCUAACUUGUUUUGAAACAAUGUAUGCUGAAUAUUGUGAUACAUGUGGUGAACGUAUUGAAACUGAUCAACCACAAAUGGCACAUGAAUCUCAACAUUGGCAUGCAACAGACACCUGUUUUUAUUGUUAUACAUGCCGUAUACCACUUCAUAAUCGUGGCUUCUUUCCGCGUUAUGGAGCAUUAUUUUGUUCAAAUGAAUGCGCAUCGCAAAGAAAUAAUCGUUUAAUAAAUACAAAAUUAAUUCAACAAAAUAAAUUUCAUCAAAGUCCUGAUAUUAUUCCAACAUCAUAUUCAUAUACAAAUCAACAUGUUAAAAUUAUUCCAGCACGUUCUAAAAUUAAUAAUCAACAACAAAUUACAUCAAAUCGACGAACAAAAGAACCAACAGGUUAUUUAUCAGAUGGAGCUGGUGUUCAAAAAUAUAAACGUGAUUAUACGAAUGGUUAUUUAUCCGAUGGUACGAGUAGUCGUCGUUAUAAUCGUCAUCAACCACAAGUUUUUCUUCAAUAUCAAACGUCUCCUGAUUCAACGUUAACAAAUGAUCGUCACGAACAACAAAAAUUGAAUAUAACACGAAGUCGUUCACGUGAACCAAUUCAAUUCUAUAAUGAUUUGAAUCUCGAACAACUUGAUCGUCAUGGUGCAACACUUGAAAUCGCACGUUGCUCAGCAUCAAAAUCAUCACAUGCAUCAUUACCUGAUCUAAGUAAUAAAUCAAUAUCGAAACCGAAAGUGAAAACCUAUCCAACCAUAUCUCAAGAAACCUUAGUUGAUCGGCCAACAACUCGUUUGAAAAAUUUUGAUUCCAAUGAAAUAAUGUAUCCUAUUUCAAGACCUAAAUCAACAGCGUAUUCAACAAUGUCAGCACAAUUUCCACGCUCCCGUUCACUAAAUGGUUCAACACGUUUUACGAAACAACAUCAUGUUCGAUUUGUUGAUGAUGAUAAAGAAAAAGUUUAUAAACGUUCACCAACAAUGAGUUAUAGAUCAAAGAAAAAUGUUUCAACAAUACGUCGGUCAUCUUCGUCAUCGUCGUCCGAUGAUGAUGAACAAGAUGAUUUUAAUUCCAUUUAUCAACAAUUUGACAUACAUGGUAAUCGUAUUAAAAAGUCAAUGAAUUAUGGAACGAAAAUAAGUUAUGUUGAUGAAUGUGCGGGUCUACGAUCCAAUACAAUUAAUCCAACAUUAAUGAAAAAAUCCAUGACAUUAAAUAAAAAAGAUAAGAAAUCAAAUGAAGCUCGAAGGAAAAAAGAUUGUAUUAUUAGUUAA